Onthophagus taurus is the source of this 747-nucleotide messenger RNA. The record is from RefSeq and is a predicted model, not a curated record. NCBI's taxonomy places the organism in Eukaryota, Metazoa, Arthropoda, Insecta, Coleoptera, Scarabaeidae.
UUUGCUUUUAUUGCUUUCCUAGCGGAAUUCAUUUCAGUUUAUUCGGUUACAAUCAAGUUGUAAUAGGUGCCUUAAGCUCCAAUAAACAAAAAUGUCUCGUAAAAGCGGAAAGAUAUUACGUUGUUACAUUCCCACCCCCGAUAAACUAAUGAAAACGCGUUUAAUUGAAAUUAAAAAAUCUGAUCCUAUGUACAAGCAUGUGUGCCUUAACUACCUGAGUUCAAUUCAAAAAUUGAGCUUAAAAAAAAUCGAAAAAGUUUAUUGCCCAUCGCUUUAUGAACGCUAUAAAUCGAAAAAGGCUAAUCGCGAAAAACGCGGUUACAAGAAUUUCGAGAAACGAUUAAUGUACGUCACUGACGUUAGAAAUAUUGAAGCGAUUAUGCGUUCAAGUUUGAAAUGGAGGAGGAUGCAUUGUUAUAAGUUGAAAACGGGGGUUAGUUUUUCCGAGAAUGCCGAGUAUGCGGAUAAAAACGUCACUUGGAAUGUUGGCAAAAAUCGUGCUAUGAUUAUAGCUGAUGUUCUCGUGGGAAAAGCUGACGUUGGAGGUUACUGCACGGAAUUACCACUCAAUGGAGGUGAUGUAACUCCCGAAAAUCGAAGGGUUUAUGUUAAAUUUUACGGCGAUGAAUUUAUUCCAAGAUUUAUUGUUUAUUAUACUUACAAUGAAAUUAAAAUUUAAUUUGUUUGUAAUAAUUAUAUAUUGUAGUGAAUUUCACUUAAAAUACAAUAUACAGAAAUAUACCUACU